This is a messenger RNA of Dromiciops gliroides (monito del monte), 891 nucleotides long. RefSeq names its product triple functional domain protein-like. Gene Ontology annotation, biological process: axon guidance. Bases 244 to 891 code for a protein of 215 amino acids. NCBI's taxonomy places the organism in Eukaryota, Metazoa, Chordata, Mammalia, Microbiotheria, Microbiotheriidae. The transcript is spliced from 4 exons. Gene Ontology annotation, molecular function: guanyl-nucleotide exchange factor activity. Gene Ontology annotation, cellular component: cytoplasm. The record is from RefSeq and is a predicted model, not a curated record.
UGUUUGUUUUUCAGGUGGUAGAGAUAAACGUGGAGGUCCUAUUUUAACCUUUCCAGCUCGCAGCAAUCAUGAUAGAAUACGACAGGAGGAUCUGAGGAGACUCAUUUCAUACCUAGCCUGUAUUCCUAGUGAAGAAGUCUGUAAACGAGGAUUCACAGUUAUUGUGGACAUGCGUGGAUCCAAAUGGGACUCUAUUAAGCCCUCUACUGAAGAUUUUGCAAGAGUCCUUUCCUUGUUGUAUUCAUGUCUGCACUGAUAAUCAAGCCAGACAACUUUUGGCAGAAACAGAGGACUAACUUUGGCAGUUCUAAAUUUGAAUUUGAGACAAAUAUGGUCUCUUUAGAAGGCCUUACCAAAGUAGUUGAUCCUUCUCAGCUAACACCUGAAUUUGAGGGCUGCCUGGAAUAUAACCAUGAAGAAUGGAUAGAAAUCAGAGUGGCUUUUGAAGACUACAUUAGCAAUGCAACACACAUGUUAUCUAGGCUGGAAGAACUGCAGGACAUCCUAGCAAAGAAGGAGCUGCCUCAGGAUUUGGAAGGAGCUCGGAACAUGAUUGAGGAACAUUCUCAGCUAAAGAAGAAAGUUAUCAAGGCCCCCAUAGAGGACUUAGAUCUGGAGGGGCAGAAACUACUCCAGCGGAUACAGAGCAGCGAUAGCUUUCCCAAAAAGAACUCUGGGUCAGGGAAUGCAGACUUGCAGAAUCUCUUACCAAAGUGUCCACCCAUGUUGGAUAGACUGCACUCAACACGGCAGCAUCUGCAUCAGAUGUGGCAUGUGAGGAAGCUAAAACUGGACCAGUGCUUUCAGCUGAGGCUAUUUGAACAGGAUGCUGAAAAGAUGUUUGACUGGAUCAACACACAACAAAGGCCUGUUCUUAAACAGCUACACUGA